Messenger RNA from Trametes versicolor FP-101664 SS1, 156 nucleotides. RefSeq lists its product as uncharacterized. NCBI's taxonomy places the organism in Eukaryota, Fungi, Basidiomycota, Agaricomycetes, Polyporales, Polyporaceae. The transcript has a single exon. The record is from RefSeq and is a predicted model, not a curated record. The annotation marks the transcript as partial.
CCUUUCGAGGCACGCUACGGCAAGGCUCCCGACCUUCGAGACCUCCAUCGCUUUGGUGCGAAGGUCUGGGUACGCAAGGAGCGGUCCGGCAAGACCGAGAGCAAGGCACGUGAAGGACGCUUCGUCGGGUACAGCCAGAAGAGCAAGGGCUACCAG